Molecule: messenger RNA, 264 nt
Organism: Paramecium sonneborni
Lineage: Eukaryota; Ciliophora; Oligohymenophorea; Peniculida; Parameciidae
Source: the annotation of a GenBank genome assembly
AUGAGAACUGAAUUGAUUGCAAGAAACUUUAAAAAAGUGAAGAUUAUGAUUUAUCUUAUAAUAAAAUAUGAAUUAUAUUAUGCUAGAUUGACAUUUAAAGUAACUUUAAGAAAAAUUCUCUAGAUAAAUAAUAAAUUAUUGAAGUAAUUAUAUUAUGAAUAUUAUAGGAAUUAGAUAAGAAAGAACACUAAGCAAAUUAAAUCGUUCAACAUUUGUCGGAUAACAAAGAAAGUAUAAUCAAGAAUGGAAGAACUAAAAAAGUGA